Molecule: messenger RNA, 948 nt
Organism: Myripristis murdjan (pinecone soldierfish)
Lineage: Eukaryota; Metazoa; Chordata; Actinopteri; Holocentriformes; Holocentridae
Product: forkhead box protein B1-like
Exons: 1
Coding region: 1-948 (315 amino acids)
Biological process (GO): anatomical structure morphogenesis; cell differentiation; regulation of transcription by RNA polymerase II
Molecular function (GO): RNA polymerase II cis-regulatory region sequence-specific DNA binding; DNA-binding transcription factor activity, RNA polymerase II-specific
Source: RefSeq, a predicted model, not a curated record
AUGCCUCGCCCGGGGAGAAACACGUAUAGCGACCAGAAGCCGCCGUACUCAUACAUCUCCCUCACAGCUAUGGCCAUCCAGAGCUGUCCGGAGAAGAUGCUCCCCCUCAGUGAGAUUUACAAGUUCAUCAUGGACAGAUUCCCCUACUACAGGGAGAACACGCAGCGGUGGCAGAACUCUUUGCGGCACAAUCUCUCCUUCAACGACUGUUUCAUCAAGAUCCCCCGGCGGCCGGACCAGCCGGGCAAAGGGAGUUUCUGGGCUCUGCACCCGAACUGCGGCGACAUGUUUGAGAACGGCAGUUUCCUGAGGCGCCGCAAGCGCUUCAAAGUGAUGUCUGCGGCCGACCACCUGGCCCCCAACAAGCCGUCGGACGCCGCUCACUACCUGCAGCAGCAGGCCAAGCUCCGGCUGAGCGCCCUGGCGGCCACCGGGACGCACCUGCCGCAGAUGCCGGGCUACAACAUCGGUGUCUCCCAGCCGUCCACGUUCAAGCACCCGUUCGCCAUUGAGAACAUCAUCGCCAGAGAGUACAAGAUGCCGGGCGGCCUGGCCUUCUCCACCAUGCAGUCCAUGUCCGCCGGGUACCCGCUGCACAACCAGCUGACCACGGCCUGGCCGCACAUGUACAGCUCCAGCGUCAUGGACACGGCCGCUCCGAUCUCCAUGUCCAGCGACUACUCGGCCUACGGAAUGCCGCUCAAGUCCAUCUGCCACGGCGGGCAGACGUUACCUGCCAUCCCGGUGCCCAUAAAGCCCACGCCCGCCUCGGUGUCCGGUCUGCCGGCGCUGCCGGCUCACAUCCCGGCUUUCCUUGCGAACUCGCCCCAGUCCCUCAGCCCCACCUCCCCCCAGACAGCCACCGGCCAAAGCAGCCCCGCUGCGCCCGGGGAGGCGCUCUCCACCCCGGCCUCCUCGGCGCUGCAGGCCACGGUGGCGGUGCACUGA